This is a messenger RNA of Aspergillus neoniger CBS 115656, 1311 nucleotides long. Its product is annotated as GOLPH3/VPS74 family protein. Gene Ontology annotation, molecular function: phosphatidylinositol-4-phosphate binding. Lineage: Eukaryota; Fungi; Ascomycota; Eurotiomycetes; Eurotiales; Aspergillaceae. The transcript is spliced from 4 exons. Gene Ontology annotation, cellular component: Golgi cisterna; cytosol; trans-Golgi network. The coding region runs from base 36 to 1097 and encodes 353 amino acids. The record is from RefSeq and is a predicted model, not a curated record. Gene Ontology annotation, biological process: Golgi to plasma membrane protein transport; Golgi organization; retrograde vesicle-mediated transport, Golgi to endoplasmic reticulum.
CCCCGCUCCCGUUCUCCAGCCGCAUUUAGAUCCUCAUGGCCUCAGCCGGGGGCUUGACUCGCCGGAGAGGUGGCGGUCGAGUCGCUGGCGCCGAAGACAACGACGACAGCAGAGUCUCUUCGCCCGUGUCGAGAAAUGGUUCGUCGCUGGAUAACCGCAUCCCCGAGACCUCGUUCACCAGCUCCGAAAACGGUCACAAAAUCGCCUUCGAUCCUAGGGACAUCAGUGAGACGGAGGAACGCAGCAAGCAGCCCAAGUUGACGUUGAUGGAAGAGGUGCUUCUGCUGGGGUUGAAGGAUAAGCAGGGUUAUCUGUCUUUUUGGAACGAGAACAUCUCAUACGCUCUCCGAGGAUGCAUCGUGAUCGAGUUAGCGCUCCGUGGUCGGAUCAGCAUGCAGAAGGACUCCUCUCGGCGACGUUUCCCUUUGGCCGAUCGGGUGAUUGAGGUGGUCGACGAUACGCUAACUGGGGAGGUCUUGCUGGACGAGGCGCUGAAGAUAAUGAAGUCGAGUGAGAAGAUGAGCGUGAACUCCUGGAUCGAUUUGUUGAGCGGUGAAACAUGGAAUCUGAUGAAGAUUGGCUACCAACUCAAGCAAGUGCGCGAACGCCUCGCCAAGGGUUUGGUAGACAAGGGUAUCCUCCGCACCGAAAAGCGGAACUUCCUCCUCUUCGACAUGGCUACGCAUCCCGUCGCCGAUGGAGGCGCCAAGGACGAUCUCCACCGCCGCGUCCGCAACGUCUGCAGCAGCCGUACAGUGAUCCUCCCAGCCAAUGCAUGGCUUCCUGAAGACGUCGAGUUCCGUUACCUACGAACCAUCACCAUGGUAUGCGCGGCCUAUGCGGCCAACGUGCUGGAGAACGCUCUGGUCACAAUGAGUCACGAGGCCCGCGAAAGGGCAUUCGCGCAGGUGGAUGAGUUGCUUGCUGAAUACUCUCAGUGGCCAUUUGCCCGGAGAGCAGGAGGGUCGCAGGCCAUUGGAGCCAACCUGGCACAGGCUAUCAACGACGAGGUGAACAAAUCUAAAGACCGAGAACUUCAGAUGGAGAUUGUGGCAGCAUGUUUGAGCGUUUUCACUAGACUCGACUCCCUACUGUAAGGGUUUUAUCAUUCUUCGUCAUCUGCUAUAGUCCCCAACCUAGUUUGUCUUUUUUUACUUUCCUAUUAUUUCCCCUUAUGCUAUUGGUUUCUGAAUCAACAAAACAACUACCCCGGGGGAGCUCUACUUGGCUUCAUCUUGAAGUAGUCACCGGUAUACCGGUUGGAACUGGCAGAGUGGCGUUUAUAUGAAAUCCGUCUUGCAUUGUUUUGCA